AGAAGAGUGUAUCAGUGUGCCAGGGGCACUCAGCUGAAACAAGAGAGACUGAAGGAAGGGGUGGUGAGAGAGGGGACACAGACACAGAGAGCUGAAACAGGAGGGACAGCGGAGACAACAGAAUGGCCCCGGUGGCUCCUGUCAUGUGCCUGCUUCUCAGGCUGUGUGUCAGCGUGCUGGGGGCAGUCCACGGCUCUCAGGAGGAUACCAGAGCAGCAGGAGCUACGGCCCCAGGAGACCUCAUCAUCGGCGGGAUCUUCCCCAUCCACGAGGCCGUGAAGAGAAAAGACAUCUUUCCACCCCACCUCUCACAGUGUGACAGGUUUGAAAAAAGAGGAUUGACAAAGGUUCUGGCAAUGAUCAACGCUAUAGAGACCAUGAAUGAAUCCCCUCUCCUGAGAGAUGUUGGGGUCACUCUGGGAUAUCGAAUUCACGACUCCUGCUCUGACGUGAGCACCGCACUGAGGGCCACAGCAGACUUCACCCAGCAGGACGACUGUGGCCAAGGAAGUAAUGCCAGCACAUGUGCCCAACCGGUCAUAGCCGUUGUUGGGGCGUCUUACUCAGAAAUGUCCAUCGCUGUCGCCAGGCUGCUGACCCUCAAGAUGAUUCCUCAGAUCAGCUAUUCAUCAACUGCUGUCAUUCUGAGUGACAAGAGCCGCUUCCCUGCCUUCAUGAGGACCAUCCCCAAUGACAAGUAUCAGACGGCUGCCAUGGUCAGAUUCCUGAACGACUUUGGCUGGAACUGGGUGGGGAUCGUCACCACAGACGGAGACUACGGCCGCUCGGCGCUCGACAGCUUCGUGUCCCAGGCUUCAGAGAAGGGCAUCUGCAUGGCCUUCAAAGUGGUCAUCCCUGGAUCUGUGACCGGUCAGGAUGUCAACUCUGCCAUCAGGAAGGCCGCCGCAACCAUCCACAAGAACCACAAGGCCAAAGCGAUCGUGUCAUUCAUCAAGCCGACCCACAUGAAGCACCUUCUCCAGGAGCUGAGAGACGAGGCGGAGAGACAAGGGCAGGGGACAGAGUCGAUGAGGAGGGUGUGGGUGGCCAGCGACAACUGGUCCUCGUCCAGCUCCGUACAAGGAACGUUAACGCUGCAGGACAUGGGCCACGUGGUGGGCUUUACCUUCAAACGUGGAAACCUGUCAUCCUUCAACCAGUACCUGGACAGGCUGGAGGCCGCUGGACGCCACGGAGCAGGGAACAACACUUUCCUGGAGGAGUUCUACACACAGCUGAAUGCCAGCAGCUCUGUGUCUGAAGCUGUGGAGAACCUCAGAGAAUACACUCACCCCCACACCACCUUCAACGUCGAGAUGGCUGUGAGCGCCGUCGCUCAUGCUGUGGCUUUUCUCUGCCGCAGCAGAGACUGCAAGAGGCCAGGAGCCGUGCAGCCCUGGGAGGUCCUGAACACGAUGAGGAUACGUGGGUUUAAGCACAGAGAGCAGACCUACAAGUUUGAUAAGAAAGGAGACAUCAACCUGGGUUAUGAUGUGACGCUGUGGAGGGCAGAGCGAGGGACCACUGACGUGCACGACGUCGUGGCCGAAUACCACCCACUCAACAACAGCAUCACCUACAGCAACCACAGCAGCAGCACACAGCUACCAGACCUGAAGCACAUCAUUUCAAAAUGUUCAAAUAGCUGCACACCUGGAGAGUUCAAGAAAACAGCUGAGGGCCAGCACACCUGCUGCUACGAGUGUAUCAACUGCCCUGAGAACCGCUACUCUAAUGACACAGAUAUGGACCAGUGUCUGAGCUGUGACACAGAGACAGAGUGGGCUGGUGAGGGGAGCUCCAACUGCACCCUUAAAACGCUGGAGUUCUUCUCCUGGCGGGACGGCUUCGCGGUGGUGCUGCUGACGUUUGCCGCCCUGGGGAUCCUCCUGGUGCUUCUGGUCUCCGCUCUGUUUCUACAGCACCGCGACACUCCCAUAGUGAAGGCUGCGGGUGGCCUGCUGUGUCAGGUCAUCCUCUUCUCUCUGGUGGGCAGUUUCAUCAGUGCUAUCCUCUUUGUAGGUCGUCCCACCAGCCUCCAAUGCAAGGCCCGGCAAGUGCUCUUUGGCGUCAGCUUCACUCUGUGCGUCUCCUGCAUUCUGGUGAAAUCCCUGAAGAUCCUACUCGCCUUCCAGUUCAACCCCGAACUGCAGGGGCUUCUGCGCAGGCUCUACCAACCACACGUGAUUAUUAGUGGCUGUGUGGCCUUACAGUUGGUUACUUGCAUCUGCUGGCUGAUCCUGAAAAGCCCAGUUAAUCAUGUCAGUAGGAAUUCCAAAACUUUACUGGAAAACUGUCAUGAGGGCUCACACGUGGCCUUUGGAGUGAUGCUGGGUUACAUCGCUGUCCUGGCCCUGGUGUGUUUUGUCUGUGCGUACAAAGGACGCAAACUGCCCCAGAAGUACAACGAGGCCAAGUUCAUCACCUUCAGCAUGCUCCUCUACCUCAUCUCCUGGAUGCUGUUUGUUCCUGUCUACGUCACCACUGAGGGCAUCUACCUGCCUGCUGUGGAGAUGGUGGUCAUCCUCAUCUCCAACUACGGCAUCCUCAGCUGUCAUUUCUUCCCAAAGUGCUACGUGAUCCUUUUCAGGAAGGAGCAAAACACCCAGAGCGCCUUUAAGAAGAAUCUGUAUGAGUAUUCCAGGAAGACCACUGAAUCAUUAUCUGUUUCUGAGACGUCUCUGCCGGAGCAAAAGUCCAGCAGUCAGCUUUUUAUCAUCAGCACUCCAUCCCUCUAUGUGCCUGAAGCACAAUCCCCAAAGUCUGGUGUUGUAACCAACAACAAUGACAGCUGCAGCUGCACUCAUUUCUAUAGGGGCACAGAGACACGACAACGCAGCUGUCUCAGGAGAAGCACCAGCUUAUAAACUAUCCAGAAGGACAUUAUCCAAACUGUCACUGACAUGCACUUGGGAAUUUUGGCACUUUUAUAACGAUUGUCAAUUUUACACGGCUCUUGCUACAUGGUGUUCAUAACUUAGAGGGAAAGUAUGCCCAUUCUGAAAAAUGUAAUAUUAAUGUAAUAUAUUGUAAUGUUAGAAUUUUACAGCCUGAAAUUGCAUAAAUUAAGUUAAAUCUUCCUAUUUUCUUGGGUGGUCUAACUUCUCUGCGCUGGUCCUCAGUUACAACAGUGGCUGGCAGGAGCCUGAAAGGUGGUGAAACAUGUGAUGGAGGGGAGUGGAGGAAAAGAAGAAGCUAGCCAGAACAUUACUUGCCAGCUAUCUUGUUAUUUUUAUCCUCCAACAUGCGUACAUGUGAUCAAUGAAGAAAAAGCAAAUCCAACAGUCUAUGUGGAGUGAUAAAGCAAGUGCAGAAGUUACUGGAUCUUUCUGGAUGUUGUAAUUUGUGCAAAACUGUCUACGUGCACUCAGUAGUCAUGUACUUUUUAGUUUCUUGUCAAUCCUGUUUCACCUCCAGCUCAAUGACAGUCAGCAUUUGGAGCAUCCAGCCAGUAUCCAGCACUCAGUAACAGGAACAUAGCACCACUACUGUCUGAUUCUGAUUUUACAAAAAGGGAAACCUGUUCUUUACGCACUUACAUAAAUUAUACUUGCCAUCAUAUGUAUAGUCUGUAUCCAACAUAACCAUCAGCAUAAUUGCUUUGUGUCUGAAUUGGUAUUUACUUUGUUUCAUUGUUCUGUUUGCUAACUCCACCUGAUCAUCAAAUAUCAACAAAUUAAACUGCAUCCUCCCACUUGGCUUCAGGCCCCAUGCCACAAUUAGACUUCAGACAUAGAUGUAAUUGUUCUUUUAGGGGAUUGAAGUAGUUGCCAUAAAGAGAGCAGGUAAAGUCAGUUUAUAAUCCAAAACCAAACAGGUUGCAAGCCACCAUAACUGCAAAAGAACAUUUGAGUACAAUUGUCAGGAUGCAUCAGUCAUCAUGUCUGUUUAUUGAUGGCAUGGCAUGGCAUGGGGAAGUCCCUUGUUUCAUAAGUCAGCACUGUUGAGAAACCUCAGCCCGGCCCAAAUUCUUACUAUCAUGUGAUGAUGGCAUCUCAGACUAAGGAUGCGGUAGUAAGAUAAGGUGGAGAGGACUGGGACAGGAGGCUAUAACACUGUCACCUCUCUCACAGGAAAAGCAAAGCUAAACUUUAAACAAGUUCACAUGUUUACAAAAACUGGUAGCUGAUGGAACGAAGGUUCUUAUGUAUCUUUUCAUUCUGGCACUCGUUGUAAGCAAUUGGAGCUCACUGUACAGGGAAUUCUGGGAGUCCAGUAAGAUAGCCUGAGUCUUCAAAGUGAUAUGAGAGACCAAGGUCAUUUAGAUUCACACAGUUUUCCCCAAUGUAGUUUUGUUUUUCAAACCGAGGUUGCCAAGCCAGCAGAUCACUGCAAAUGUUACACAUGCACUAAGUGAUUUGAGAACAAUCCUGAAACUAACCUGUGCUUUAUGGAGACUUUGUGCUCCUAGUUACAUAAACCAAUACCAAGUCGUACAGCCAUUUUGCUGUUUUCAUCUCUUUUCUUUCUUCAUUGUAAAAUUCCAUCCCACAAUGUAGCCUCGUCCUCCCUCUUCACCUCCUCACAGCUUCCACCUCAUUCAAAGCAUCUCUGAAAGCACAAAUUCCUGCAGAUAGACAUAUUCAAAUUUCCCAUUAGUCGCACGAAUGCAUCUGUCACUGCAAUCAGCACCGCAGCCACAGAGAAAGUUCAUUCAAAGCAGCCUACCUUGUAGCUGAAGGUCUGUAGCUUCACGACAUUUUCUAAAUGGAGGUCAGAGACGAAGGAAUCUAAGAGCCUUGUGUAAGUGAAACGUGUCCCUCAUCGCCAUCCUAAAAAUGCAUCUUUUUACCUUAACUCUCAGCUUUGUACAAGUGCUGUACGGUGAACCCAGAAGCAGGACUGACUCUGUUAGUUUAUAAACAGACUAGGAGCUCUUAACACCCUCUAGUGGUCACACAUUCCUCCGUGCAGUUUCAAGAUUGACUUAAUAAAAGAAGAUUAAAACAUUUUCAUUAAAGACAUCUCAACAUUAAAACUUUUCAGCUUCUUUAAAAA
Molecule: messenger RNA, 4998 nt
Organism: Myripristis murdjan (pinecone soldierfish)
Lineage: Eukaryota; Metazoa; Chordata; Actinopteri; Holocentriformes; Holocentridae
Gene: gprc6a
Product: G protein-coupled receptor, class C, group 6, member A
Exons: 6
Coding region: 123-2867 (914 amino acids)
Biological process (GO): G protein-coupled receptor signaling pathway
Cellular component (GO): plasma membrane
Molecular function (GO): G protein-coupled receptor activity
Source: RefSeq, a predicted model, not a curated record